Molecule: messenger RNA, 720 nt
Organism: Cucurbita pepo subsp. pepo (vegetable marrow)
Lineage: Eukaryota; Viridiplantae; Streptophyta; Magnoliopsida; Cucurbitales; Cucurbitaceae
Source: RefSeq, a predicted model, not a curated record
AUGGAAGAUGAGAACACGACCAACGGUUCUUCCCCUCAGAUCUUCGCUUCACUGGAACCAAUCAUUGAAGAAUCACUACUGGAAGAUACCUGGAAAAACUCGAUGCCAAAUUAUAUGGCGGUGGCUCCGUCGACGCCAAUAUCAAUUCUACCGACAACAACCGAAGACUGGGAUGCUUUUUUUGAUGCGCCACCGCCGCCUUCUCCAAAACGACUACGAACAAGCAUUGACAUUCUUGCUUCAAUGGAUGGUUCUUUUGAAGGCGAAAUAGCUUUUUCCGGCGACAACUUAAAACAAAAUAUAAUCCACAUUUACCCCGGCCAGGACAUUGUGGAAAAAAUCAUGUCAUUCUGUAAAGAGGGUCAUCGGGUAGCUACAGUUUUGAGAGCCGAUGCCGAAGCGACAGUUUCAAGUGCCACCCUUCGUGGACCUGCAAGCGAAGUCGCGUUGGAGGGUCGGUUCGAAAUACUGUCAAUAACAGGGAGGUUUGUAGCUAGUGAAUGCGAAAGCGCAGGCAACGGUGGAGCAGGAGGCCGCCUUCACUUAACAGUGUCGAUGGUUUUGCAGGACGCGAGGGUCAUCGGAGGCACUGUCGUUGGUCCAUUAAUAGCGGCUACACGCAUGCAUGUUGUGAUUGGAACAUUGGACCCAGUUCCAUAUAAACCAAAGACUGAGAUCAAUUUAAACAUGACACCACCGUCGUCACCAUCUUCUACCUAG